Messenger RNA from Nicotiana attenuata, 1896 nucleotides. RefSeq names its product alpha-dioxygenase 2-like. The record is from RefSeq and is a predicted model, not a curated record. The annotation marks the transcript as partial. Lineage: Eukaryota; Viridiplantae; Streptophyta; Magnoliopsida; Solanales; Solanaceae. Gene Ontology annotation, molecular function: oxidoreductase activity, acting on single donors with incorporation of molecular oxygen, incorporation of two atoms of oxygen; heme binding; peroxidase activity. The transcript is spliced from 11 exons. Gene Ontology annotation, biological process: response to oxidative stress.
UUUUCUAACUUUACCAAUUACCAAACCUUACAUUUUCUUGCAUCACAUUUCCUAGAAUAAGAAAACCGUCUUUGUUUUACUGUUUCAAAACCCUCGCCAAGUUGCCCACUGAGUAAGAUCAUUGAUUUCACGUAUAAUUUUACAUACAAUUACCCUGGAAAUUAAAGUUUCUUUUUCCUUUUUGGGUUGUGACUUGUGAUGGCAGAAGUAAGAAGCUGAUGCUGGCUUUACUUAUUCUUCAACUGCUUCGUUAGUUUGGAGCAAUCUUGAUUGGGCCUACAGAUAUGAGUAAUUGAAGACAGGAAACAGGUCAACAGCUGAGAUACUCUCAUGGCAUUCUCAUUUUCUCUUGCAGCCUUUGUUCACCCUCAACUCCGGCAUGUUGUUGCAAAGAUGUCUCUGUUCGACACAAUUUUGUUCUAUGUGGUACAUCUUUUGGACAAGUUUGAUCUAUGGCACAGAUUACCAGUUUUACUCGGAUUGGCUUACCUAGGACUAAGAAGACACUUGCACCAGCGAUACAACCUCUUACAUGUUGGAGAAGUUAAUGGCAAGAAAUAUGACACAGAAGAGUUCUCGUAUCGGACUGCUGAUGGUACAUGCAAUCAUCCUACGGAUCAUUUAGUGGGCAGUCAUGGAACCUUCUUUGGUCGCAACAUGCCACCAGCAACUUCAAGUUAUGGGCUGCUGGAACCUCAUCCAGUAACAGUGGCCACGAAGCUCUUGGAAAGGAGAAAGUGCACAGAUUGUGGGAGCCAAUUCAACAUGAUAGCGUGCGCGUGGGUACAAUUUAUGAUCCAUGAUUGGAAUGACCAUAUGGAGGACACUGAACAGGUGGAACUUAGAGCUCCUGAAGAUGUUGCAGCAGGGUGUCCACUGAAGUCAUUUAAGUUCUUUAAGACGAGAAAACUUCCUACAGGUUCACCUGAUCUGAAGUUUGGGCAUUUGAAUUCAAGGACCCCAUGGUGGGAUGGGAGUGUAAUAUAUGGGAAUAAUAAGGAGGGCAUGAUUAGGGUGAGAACAUUUAAAGAUGGAAAGCUCAGGGUCUCAGGAGAUGGACUUCUUGAACAUGACGAUAAUGGCAUUCCAAUAUCUGGAGAUGUUCGUAACAAUUGGGCAGGCUUCUCUCUGUUGCAGGCCUUGUUUGUUAAGGAACAUAAUGCCAUAUGUGAUAUGCUUAAAGAUUCUUACCCUGAAUUUGACGAUGAAAAGCUGUACCGACAUGCAAGAUUGAUAACUUCAGCAGUCAUUGCUAAAAUCCAUACCCUUGAUUGGACAAUUGAACUUGUUAAGACUGAUACUCUAGUGGCGGGAAUGAGGAUCAACUGGUAUGGCUUUUUGGGGAAGAAAAUCAAGGAUUUGCUAGGACCUAAGUUUGGACCAAUUCUGAGUGGAUUAGUUGGUCUUAAAAGGCCCAGAGAUCACGGGACUCCCUACUCAUUGACUGAAGAAUUUGUUAGCGUCUACAGAAUGCACUCACUUUUACCUGACAAAAUUAUUCUGAGGGACUUGAAGUCGACUACUUCAGAAGACAAAUCCUUGCCUAUUCAAGAAGAGAUUCCUAUGACGGAAAUGAUUGGGAAAGAAGGAGAAAAAAGCUUGUCCAAAAUUGGUAUAGAGCAGAUGCUGGUAUCAAUGGGUCAUCAGUCAUGUGGAGCUGCUACAUUGUGGAAUUAUCCGACGUGGAUGAGGAAUCUUGUUCCUCAUGAUGUUGAUGGAGAAGAAAGACCAGAUUUAGUUGACAUGGCCGCAUUGGAAAUUUAUAGAGAUAGAGAGAGGGGAGUUCCACGGUACAACGAGUUCAGAAGGAAUUUGCUGAUGAUACCAAUUAGCAAGUGGAAGGAUUUAACUGAUGAUGAAGAAGUAAUUGAGGCUUUGCGAGAAGUAUAUGGUGAU